Molecule: messenger RNA, 1192 nt
Organism: Dreissena polymorpha
Lineage: Eukaryota; Metazoa; Mollusca; Bivalvia; Myida; Dreissenidae
Exons: 5
Coding region: 138-1088 (316 amino acids)
Source: RefSeq, a predicted model, not a curated record
GCUUUGCGUUUACGUCACGUUACAAUUCGUAAACGGUGACGAAAAACAAAAACCAUAAAUCAAAGCCAUCUCAACGACGAAGUUAGCGUAAAUAUCAGAAGAAAAAUUAUCGCUGAAAUUCAGAUUUAUCAUUUAAAAUGGCAGCAUUUGUAAGACAUCGAAUUAUGUCCAAACUAUUGUGUUACGACGACGAUGUGGAGUUUGUAGCUUACAACGACGGCGAGACAAAUUUGGGUCACUGCGCGUAUGAACCGACCCCUUGGGACACCGAAAAGGAAGUCGACGAAGCAACAUUGACUAAAUAUAUCAGCAAAAUUAUUGUGAGUCAGGCUAUUGAUAUGGCAGAUGGCAAAAAUCAAGACGAAGAUAAGAUCCCCCGAAUGUACCGGUACCAGACCCAAGAGUCGCACUUCGCACCGAACUUUCUCAACAACACAACUAUGCCUCGCCGGAAGACCGGAAACAUGUCCAAGAAUCGUCAAAAGUCGCGGCGCUCCCGGGAUCAAGAAGAGGUAACGGGGCUCGCCCGAGAGGCGCCGCCGGGAAGCGAAGUGUUCAUGCGAGAGGGAGUGCAAAUGGUGACGCUGCCUCUACCACUCUUGAAACAGUACAUGCUGACGGAAGUGGAUGCCCGGGUGCGCGCUGUGCACUACUUCUACGAGUAUCGCCACGAACUGGUGUGCCGGGACCGCGCCUCGUGCAUCACCGAGCUCCUACAGGCUAAAGAUAAGAACAAUUACCUACUGGAAGACCUACGGAAGGCCAUGACGACGAUAGAACUACUUCAGAAUCUCAACAAAGUAAAAAUGAUGAGUGACGCCAGUAAGGAGUCGCAGCGCAAGCGCCGGAAGGAGAAAAAGAAGCGGAAGAACGACUCGGUCCCAGCGAUAUGUCAGUCGGAGACGUCACGUGAUCACAAUGACGUCACCGGUAGUAAUAGUGGCGAUGCUAAGGACGUAGUAAUGGAAAUUAGAAACGGAAGUGGCGACUCGCCCGAUCAAAAAUGUUGCGGUAUCAAACCGGAAGUUUGUGAAAUGGACCGAAGCGAGAGGAAAAUAGUUGAACAAUCAGGCGAAGAAUGUGCUUAGAAAAUCCGAUGUCACUUUGUAUUGACAUCGAUGAUAUUCUGCUUGCUUAAGUAAGGGGCGUAUCAUUGAUAGUUUGUUGUUGGUUGAAUAAAUAUAAGAUUGCA